AUGGCUGCAAGCAAGCAUCGCCGAGGCAACACUGACCAAUUCGCAUUGUACAAUGCUGCUGUUGGUGGCCGCCUCGACACGUUGGAGACGGACCUUGGUACAGCAGGAAUCUCAGCCGCCACAAUCCAUGUGAGUAAUCCUGGAUACUCAUCCGUACACUCCCUCCCAUCCCCCCUUCCCUCCUCGCACAUUCCCCUCUCCUCUCUGGCCCGCCACACUCCCUCCCAUCCCCCCUUCCCUCCUCGCACAUUCCCCUCUCCUCUCUGGCCCGCCACACUCCCUCCCAUCCCCCCUUCCCUCCUCGCACAUUCCCCUCUCCUCUCUGGCCCGCCACACUCCCUCCCAUCCCCCCUUCCCUCCUCGCCCAUUCCCCUCUCCUCUCUGGCCCGCCACACUCCCUCCCAUCCCCCCUUCCCUCCUCGCCCAUUCCCCUCUCCUCUCUGGCCCGCCACACUCCCUCCCAUCCCCCCUUCCCUCCUCGCCCAUUCCCCUCUCCUCUCUGGCCCGCCACACUCCCUCCCAUCCCCCCUUCCCUCCUCGCCCAUUCCCCUCUCCUCUCUGGCCCGCCACACUCCCUCCCAUCCCCCCUUCCCUCCUCGCCCAUUCCCCUCUCCUCUCUGGCCCGCCACACUCCCUCCCAUCCCCCCUUCCCUCCUCGCCCAUUCCCCUCUCCUCUCUGGCCCGCCACACUCCCUCCCAUCCCCCCUUCCCUCCUCGCCCAUUCCCCUCUCCUCUCUGGCCCACCAUACUCCCUCCCAUCCCCCCUUCCCUCCUCGCACAUUCCCCUCUCCUCUCUGGCCCGCCACACUCCCUCCCAUCCCCCCUUCCCUUCUCGCACAUUCCCCUCUCCUCUCUGGCCCGCCACACUCCCUCCCAUCCCCCCUUCCCUCCUCUAACACUUCUGUCUCCUCUCUGGCUGCACCACCCCCACCUGCAGGUCUACACCGGCGUGGCGAUUCCAGGCGGCCCUCAAGAGUACCACUCCAGGGUCACUCACUUCAUUCGUGCAAACCCGUCACACCACGGCAACCCGUGGUUCUCCCAUGUGGCCAUUAG
Molecule: messenger RNA, 1056 nt
Organism: Closterium sp. Yama58-4
Lineage: Eukaryota; Viridiplantae; Streptophyta; Zygnematophyceae; Desmidiales; Closteriaceae
Source: the annotation of a GenBank genome assembly